GGCAAGGACCAGUCUGCUGUAGUAUUAUACAAUUUCUCAAAAAUCCUUCAUGUGAAGGCAAACAAAAGCAGCGAGCAGCUGUGCGUCUGCUCCCCAGUCACGGUCAUGUGCGUCAGUCAUGCAGUUAGCGUGCCCCUCAGUCGGAGCUGACAAGGCGUGCGCUAAGUGAACCUGACAUCACAAGUUCUGGUCUUUGGGAGUUAGCUGCACAUCUUAAUGAUGUCUCAGAAAAGUCAGAGGGCUGAAUCUUAUACAGAGACUAGUGCAAACAAGAUUGCUUGAAAAGGCAAUUGGUGGUAGGAUGCUAUGAAGAGAAGUAAGGCAGUAAUACUAGAGAAAGAAAAGAAAUGAAGAAGGGAUACUGCAGAAAGAAAACAGAAAGAAAAAUGGGACGAUUAUGACAACGGGAUAAAUACUGAAGCUGAAUCUCCUUUGUAGUUUUUCCUGCUCUCAUGGAAACAAGACAAGUUUAAGGUGAAGGUGAGGUCUUAAAAGCCAUAGCAGGCCAGCUUCCUCAAAGUGUUGGUGGAUACAAGACUUGUGCUGUGGCUGGCAAGAUGCACCAGGUUAUUUGAGUCCCUACAUAUUUUACCAAUGACAUAUGGAGAGCAAACUUUCUCAGAGUGGGAGGAAGAGGAGACGUAGGGCGGAAGGUUUAUGUUGUUCUGUUUCAGAGACAGUGAAAACCUAAAAAUUUCCAGAGCGUUUAUCUACAAAUGUGUACCUACAAAUGUCGUCAGCACCACUGUCUGGUUGCAAACUCUGCUGUCAAGGUCCUGCUUUGAAGAACAAAACAGACACGCACACACACACACACACACACACACAAAAAAAAAAAAAAAAAAAAAGGAAAAACCCAAAACCAAACCCAAGAGGAGAAGAGUCACCUCUGAGUCGGUAGCUGGGAAGCAGGAAUAGAGUUGUGGCCUAUUCUGGAGCCACUUGACGUUCCUGGAGCUACUCCGGCAAAGGGCCCAGAAAACACAGGACUUCUCAGUCUGACACCACCCUCUCACUUGGAUCUGGAGGCUGCUUCGAAGAGGAUGGUUCAUUUAACGAGGAAUUAUGAGGGAAUAAUAUAAUUGAAAGCCAGCUCUCGUAGCCUUCAUGAAUGAGCACAGCAUUUUGACAGACGAGAAAGUGCAGGAGUUUCAACCUGGCUGCUAUCAGGAAGUACUGGAAACCCAGCCUGAACCCAGAUUUCCACAUAAAAGAUGCUUACCUGCAAUGGAAGAGCUUCUAGAGAGCUGCCUAUGACAACACACUGUUAUUUUUAGUGAAGAACUUGAUACCUCUGCCUGCUCUGUUUCUCUUCGGGACUACAACCUGCACUCCACACUUUUGCAGCAGCUUCGCAGAGCUCUGAGCUCCUCACCUGGGCCAUCAAUUCCCCGUAGCUAAAGCAUGGCCUUGCAGGGGACUCUGCUGAUUUACCCUCAGCUGCGGACUCAGCCCCAGCCCUCACAACCUGUCAUUUAUUACGGAGCUUGCCUGCCUUUUCCCCCAGUUAAAUAAGUCAAAUUACAUGAUGAUUGAGGAUAAUAAAGAGAAUGAAGACCAUGCAUCUGAAAGAGGGAGAACAGCCAUCAUUUUUUCCUUGAAGAAUGAAGUCGGAGGACUUGUAAAAGCAUUAAAACUCUUUCAGGAGAAGCAUGUAAAUCUGGUGCACAUUGAGUCACGGAAGUCCAAGAGACGAAAUUCUGAGUUUGAGAUCUUUGUGGACUGUGACAGUAACAGGGAACAACUGAUUGAGAUCUUCCAGCUCUUGAAAUCCCAUGUAAACGUUAUCUCUAUGAACCCGACAGAGCAUUUCAACGUUCAGGAAGAUGACAUGGAGAAUGUUCCCUGGUUUCCGAAGAAGAUCUCAGAUUUGGAUAAGUGUGCAAACCGAGUGCUGAUGUAUGGGUCCGAUUUGGAUGCUGACCAUCCCGGUUUCAAAGACAAUGUCUAUCGCAAGAGGCGGAAGUAUUUUGCAGACCUGGCUAUGAACUACAAACAUGGUGACCCAAUUCCCAAGAUUGAAUUUACUGAGGAGGAGAUCAAGACUUGGGGGACUGUGUACCGAGAGCUUAACAAGCUUUACCCAACUCAUGCCUGCAGAGAGUACCUUAAAAACUUACCCUUGCUCACCAAAUAUUGUGGGUACAGGGAAGACAAUAUCCCCCAGCUGGAAGAUGUGUCCCGCUUCCUGAAAGAGCGCACAGGUUUCACCAUUCGCCCCGUUGCUGGAUACCUAUCACCCAGAGACUUCUUGGCAGGAUUAGCAUUCAGAGUUUUUCACUGCACUCAAUAUGUUAGACACAGCUCGGACCCUCUCUAUACACCAGAGCCUGAUACCUGCCAUGAGCUCCUAGGCCACGUCCCUCUUUUGGCUGAACCCAGUUUUGCUCAGUUCUCCCAGGAAAUUGGUCUUGCAUCACUUGGGGCAUCAGAUGAGGCUGUCCAAAAACUGGCAACAUGCUACUUCUUCACUGUAGAGUUUGGCUUGUGCAAGCAAGAGGGACAGCUACGAGUUUAUGGGGCUGGCUUGCUCUCUUCAAUUAGUGAGCUCAAGCACUCGCUCUCUGGCAGUGCCAAAGUCAAGCCUUUUGAUCCGAAGGUCACCUGCAAGCAAGAAUGCCUCAUCACAACUUUCCAGGAGGUUUACUUUGUUUCUGAAAGUUUUGAAGAAGCAAAGGAAAAGAUGAGAGAAUUUGCAAAAACCAUCAAGCGCCCAUUUGGCGUGAAGUACAAUCCAUAUACUCAAAGUGUGCAGAUCCUGAAAGACAUGAAGAGCAUUGCCAGUGUGGUGAAUGAGCUACGUCAUGAGCUGGACAUUGUCAGCGAUGCCCUCAGCAAGAUGGGCAAGCAGCUGGAAGUUUAGGAGUCAGCAGUGUGGUGCACUCAGCCACUCUUCUCUUUUCCCUACUGAUUUCUUUCUAGGCAUGUAAUGUGUUGUAUGCAAAACUCUCUCCUUUACAAAUGGAAGAGGGAAUAGCCCAUAAAGAUAAUAAUUUUAUCGUGUUGUAAAGCCCCUUACAGAAUGUAUUUCUCCCUUGAACAAAAAAGGCCUGGAGUUGCCUUUGAGAAGAUGGUGGGAGAGUAGAGAAAUUGCUAGACUGGAGCAGAAGUGUGGUCUGCGGAUCAGGGUUGGGAUCAGGUGCUGCAGAAGGUGGCUUAUGAGGCAAUAAUGGAAUAAUUCACCACAGGGAAAUGCCCUUUUCUGACUCUAGUAGUCUAUGCUGCUAAUUUGAUAGCAUUGCAGACUUCAUAGCGUAGAAGCUAUAGCGAUCAGUGCUUCUAAGUCUGUGCUACUAAGUUUAAAACUUGAAUGAUUACAAUGCAGACAUCAGGACACAAAUAGCUGGAGGUUCAUCAUGAUAAAAUCAAGGGGGUCAAAUCUUGCUUUCAAAGGGAUCGUUCUUGCCCCCUGAAAAUUUCAAAUGGUCCUGUUUGGUGUGCUUCUAGUGUAAGGCAGAGAUACAGAGCUGUAGCAGGAAAUCCUAAUUCUAUUUAUUUUAAGAGAGUUCUAUCAGCUCAGAGAGUCAGGAUUUUUUUUGCUGUCCUUGAUACUGCACUUGAGGGAAGACCUUUCCUUAUGGGAAUACCAUUUGCCUUUUUCCUGGUUGAAUUAAUUUAGCAAAAAAUGUAGCAAGCCAUCAGGUACUGACUUAGCACAAAGCCUGAAACCAUUUCCAAAUUACAAUUUAAUAUUCAAAAUAGUUUCAUCAGUUCUAAAAUAACACCAAUGUUUAAAAUAACAGCCAAAGUUUAUAGUCUAGUCUGGCUUUUUGUAAGUAUCCUGUUAAUUGCUUGGUCACUUUACUGACCUGCACAAAGAUAUGUUUUUCUUCUUCCUUACUAGGCCUCAACAUCUUAAUUCCCUAUCAAGCCAAUGAUAACUGAAAGGCCCAAGCAUUAAUAGGAAU
This is a messenger RNA of Egretta garzetta (little egret), 3908 nucleotides long. RefSeq names its product tryptophan hydroxylase 1 (gene TPH1). The coding region runs from base 1526 to 2863 and encodes 445 amino acids. The transcript is spliced from 17 exons. Gene Ontology annotation, cellular component: neuron projection. Gene Ontology annotation, biological process: serotonin biosynthetic process; aromatic amino acid metabolic process. The record is from RefSeq and is a predicted model, not a curated record. NCBI's taxonomy places the organism in Eukaryota, Metazoa, Chordata, Aves, Pelecaniformes, Ardeidae. Gene Ontology annotation, molecular function: iron ion binding; tryptophan 5-monooxygenase activity.